UUUGACAGCAGGUCGCUUUGAGCCGUUUAGGCUGAGUUAUAUACUUUAUGAUGGGUAUGUUGGUGAGGAAAAACCGCCACAUAAACAAAACCACUAUAUUCUCUGUUAUUUAACUAUUUUGAUUCGAAUUUUUUUGGGACCAUUCCGUCGGUCCUGACCGCCUACCGACGAGAACCAAGGACACCCUCUCUAACUGACGUCACAGGAUCCGUUCCAACACGGAAACCGUAAUGGUGGGGGCUCGUCGUUUAGUCGGUACUGUUGUGAUGGUCUCUCCGGAUCUCUCAUCCUACUUCUAUCCACAACCUGUUAACACACGUUAAAUAAAACACGUCAAUCUGAAAGAAGACUUUAAAAACAAAACAAAAAGUUCAACAAACGAAGCCCUGUCGCUGUGUAGACCAAAAUGGACGAUCGCUGGAGAAAAGUUGACAGAUAAUUCGACCUCUGUUCUUGUAAGUUUAAUGAACACGUUUCUUUGCGUUGAUCGAGAUUCCCGUUGGUAGAUCUACAACCAUGGGGAAGUUAACACGCUGUCUCCUCCUGCUGCUGUUGCUGCUGUCCUGGAAAGGAACCGACUUACAGGUGAAGUCAGUGAGUGUAACUCUACCAGAGUCUCUAUUGUUUGUGUCUACUCUGGAUGGGAGUCUACAUGCUGUCUCCAAGCAGUCUGGAGACAUCAAAUGGACCCUCAAAGAAGAUCCCAUCAUCCAGGUGCCUGUCUACCUUACUGAGCCAGGGUUUCUCCCUGACCCCAACGAUGGCAGUCUCUACGUCCUGGGAGGAAAACACAAGGAAGGACUGAUGGUAAGAGAGAGAGGGACAGAGACAUCCCAGAGCUGGUCCAGUCAUGCAGUACCUGUUGUCAGGAGUUCAGAAUGGAGUCAGGACAUCAGUAACUGGUGA
Oncorhynchus keta (chum salmon) is the source of this 906-nucleotide messenger RNA. RefSeq names its product serine/threonine-protein kinase/endoribonuclease IRE1-like. The coding region runs from base 517 to 906 and encodes 129 amino acids. The record is from RefSeq and is a predicted model, not a curated record. The transcript has 5 exons. Lineage: Eukaryota; Metazoa; Chordata; Actinopteri; Salmoniformes; Salmonidae.